Drosophila novamexicana is the source of this 2685-nucleotide messenger RNA. RefSeq names its product tetratricopeptide repeat protein 27. NCBI's taxonomy places the organism in Eukaryota, Metazoa, Arthropoda, Insecta, Diptera, Drosophilidae. Gene Ontology annotation, molecular function: protein binding. The record is from RefSeq and is a predicted model, not a curated record. The transcript has 4 exons. Bases 255 to 2666 code for a protein of 803 amino acids.
ACACAAUUCGCGGAUAGCCAAUCAGGUCCGUGGUUUUAAUUUGUGUAAUUUCUUACCAUCUGCUGAUUGUCAGUGCAUAAAGUUGAAUUGGCAAGACUUUUGUUAGCCCUGUGAACUUAAUUUUGUGUCAACAAGAUUCAAUUGUCGCUACUCGCGAUUAAGCCGGCAACACAAUCAACGCGCACGUGUGACGCUAACGUAUAAAUAUACCCUAGAAUCAAAACGUUUGCUCAGCUUUUACAUUCCAUGUUAAAAUGCUGGAGGAAGAGCUAAGCGAAUAUUUUUUGUGCAAUUUCAACGAUGCACAGCAGCUGGAGGAUUUGCCGGCUGACGAGCGUCUGCGAAAGCUGUGGGCCAGCCAAGAGCUGUGGACCGUGGAUGAGUUACAGAAAAUUAUCAAACGCUGGCAGGACAGCCCACAGCAGCAGCCUAAUGGGAACGAGGAGGCAGCGCAAUUGCUAAAUGAUUUUCUGCAAUUAAUUUUCGCCUUUGUGCAAAACAAUUUCACCGGACCCUUCGAUAAGUUGGCGGCCUGCACAGAAAUGCUGACAGAUUUGCAGCUGGCGCAGAGCGAUGCCCUGGAGCAGCUAAAAGCAAGCGGCGAGGAGCUGAAUCCAAAUGUGAAGACUGCGCAAUUGUUGCUUAUAGCAAAGCAAAUGCUCGAUACUUUAAUUGCUGCUCAGCCCACGUCGAAGCUGCUUUGCUGGUGGCGUAUGCGUAUAGUCUGCCUGCAUCAGCACAUACUGGACGACUUGGCCAGCGCUCUUUACGAGCAAUUUAAAUUGGCUGCUGUCGAGCUGCGUCCUCACGUGACAGCCUUUGCCCAAAAGGAGUUGCAGGCGCUGUUGCUACUCGAAUUAGCCAAUGGCUAUUUGCAAUUUCAUCGUUCCGAUUUAGCAUGCCAGACGCUGGAUGAGCUAUGCAAGCAUCUGCAGGUCGAACUGACGGUAGAGGGCCUACUGGGCGUGCGCACUAAGUUCCAGCAGAAGCCACUGCCUCAGCUUUGCCUGAAGGUGGUGCAGCAGUCGGUGGACCUGGGCUUGCCAACGGCACUGCUGAGCAAUGCGCAGACAGCGCUGCCUCAACUGCUGCUCCUUGAGGAUGAUACGCGUCUGGAGCGCAUACGCUUUAUCGAGCCAAAGGACAACGAGGUGAUGACACUUCCUAGCGUUCUGCAAGCGCUCGUGCUGGCCAAGGUCAAGCAACUGAAGCGUUCCCAGCCCAAGGAUCGCUUGGCAGAUGAGCAGCUGGAGCCCUAUACGCAAACGCUUCUCUAUCAGCAGCAUGGACCGCUGCAGGUGCGCCAAGCAGCGCUGCUGCUGAACUGCCAGCAAGAAUCGGGCCAGCGGCGCACUGUCGAGCGCAGCUGGAAGCAGUGUGAGGAGUGCGUCAAGCUGUUGGACAACGUGGAGAAGCAUACGCUGCGGACACGGCUAUCCUACGGCUUUGCCGCCUUUCUGCAGCCCAAGUGGCAGGUACAGCUGCAACUGGUCGAUCUGCUGCGUUCGCUGGGCAUGACAAAGACUGCGCUGGAUAUAUGCCUGCAGAUCCACGCCUGGCAGCAGGUCAUCGAGUGCUAUACAAGCCUUGAGCUGCGCCAUAAAGCAGCAGAGAUUAUACGGCAAGAGCUAGAGAAGCAACCCACCGUUCUACUGUACUGUCUGCUGGGCGAUGCUGUUGAUGAUCCCCAGUGCUACGAGCAAGCGUGGCAACAUUCCAAGCAAACGAGCGGCAAGGCGCAGGCCUAUUGGGGCAACUACUUCUAUAGGCGCGCGGAUUUCACGCAGGCCAUCGGGCACUACGAGCUGUCGCUGGAGAUCAAUGCGCUACAGGAAUCGAUUUUACUGCGCUGCGGGUACUCUGCCAUACAGCUGGAGCGCUGGGAGGCGGCUGUCAAAUGGUAUCUCGCCUACACGCAUCUGGAGCCAAAUGGUUUUGAGUCUUGGAACAAUCUGGCCAAGGCUCUUAUCAAGCUGGGCGACAAGGAGCGGGCACAUCGUCUGCUCGGCGAAGCGCUCAAGUGCAACUACAACAACUGGAAGGUGUGGGAGAACUAUAUGCUUGUGUCGGUGGACACCAGCCACUGGGAGGAUGCGAUGCGUGCGUAUCAGCGCCUCGGCGAGCUAAAGCAGCACUUUCUGGAUGAGGAGGUGCUCACGCGCAUUGUCUACGGCAUUGCCAGGCAAAUGCAGUCCGAUUGCUCAUCCGAAGCCAUGUCCAGUUCGCUGCAACGCCGCAUCACUCAGCUGCUGGGCCAACAAUGUGUGCAGCAUGGCAACGAGCCAAUGGUCUGGGAAUUGUCCGCCUUGGUUGCGGCGACGCCACUUAAAAAGGCCGAGCGGUUGGUCAAAUCGUAUCGCGCUUACACGGCAAAACAGCUUAACUGGGAGACGAAGUCCGCACACGCCAAGAAGGCGUUGAGCCUGUGCCUGGAAGCAGCUGAGCUGGCACUGGCUGCCAUCAAGGACCAUGCAGCGGAUGAAAGUGAGGCCAUGAUUACAUCGCAGCUCAACUCCAGCCGCCUAGCUGCCACUUCCUGCCUGAAUGCGUUGAAGCGUGCCAGCCUAGUGGAGGUGCCGAAAGAGCAGGCUGAUCAAAUGCAGCAGCUGGAGCAGCAGCUCACAGAGUUGACCAGCAUUGUGCAGCAGCGUAUGCAACGCAACUAGUCCGUCGGCUCCUUGUACA